AUGAAGGUCAAAUUAAUAUCAUUGUUCUUACUACUACUGUUAUGUUUUGUAAAUAGUAGCAAAGUUCCCUCAGCAGUCUUGGAAUUAAACGAUAAAUUCCUGGAUGUUAAAGAUCAGGGGUUUUGGCUGAUUAAAGUGAGUGCAAAUUUAUUUAUAUUUGGGUUUUAAAAUUAGAUGUUUAUACAUAAAUUUGUUUGCUUUCAGCUGUAUGCGCCGUGGUGUGCUCAUUGUAAACGGCUAGCCCCGGUUUGGGAGCAUGUUGGACAUGCCUUGGCCGACAAAAAUAAUCUGAUUAAGGUCGGGAAGGUGGACUGCACCCGAUUUUCGAAUGUUGCACAUAAACUCAAAGUCAGCGGGUACCCAACAAUCAUAUUGUAAGGGCUUUCAAUUGAUUUACAGGCCUCUACAAGAACUUUAAUUACUUUUAUAAAGUUUUGAUGUUUAUUAUUUAUUGUCACGGGUUUCUUUUAUUUUAGUUUCCGAAACGGAAUCCAGAUUCCAUACGAAGGUGAACGUUCAAAAGAAGCUCUGGUUGACUUCGCGAUCAAAAGUGCUGGUCCCGUUGUUCAGAGCAUCGUUAGCAGAACUCAAUUUGAUGAGGUAAGAACAAACUUUCAUUUACAAUAUUCCAAAUGUAGAUUAGAAGAUCGAAAGAUCCUUUCAUCCUCUACGUGGGCGGAGACUCCAACGAACUCUGGGCGGAAUACGAAGAAGUCGCUGGCCAACUAUUCACACAGACCGGGUUUUAUAGAACUGAUCAGCUAAAGCAUCUCCCUUCUGAUAUUAAAUUGGAUCAGAGACCAACCGUCCUUGCUGUUAAGCCCGGAUAUUACGUUCAGUAUGUGAAGAAGGGUGAGUCUGCUGUCAUCUUGUCUUCAGUUUAAUCAAUUGCAAUUUUGAUGACAUUUCGGGGCUAAGGUAGUACAACCCCCCAGUCCAGUUCAGCCCCCCAUGACCCAGUACAACCCCCCUCGUCCAUUCUGAACCCCAAAAUUUAUUUCAAAGAAUUAAUCCAAGUUGUAUGGUCCAGCACAAGCCCCCUACGUUUUAGAUGAAGCCCCCUACGUUUUAGAUCAAGCCCCCUACGUCUUAGAAAAAGCCCCCUACGUUUUAGUUCAAGCCCCCUACGUUUUAGAUCAAACCCCCAACGUAGUAGAUCAAACCCCCGCUUACAUUUUUUGUAUUAUUCUAAUUUGUUCAUUAUGUGGGGUGUGAAACGGGCAAAACAGUGGGGGUUUGAACUACCUUUCGUGGGGGGCUCAACUACCGAAGCCCCGACAUUUCUUCUAGAGGAUGAACCACUUUCCGAUUGGAUAAAACGAGAGCGAUGGGCAGAUUUCCCUCUCAUUUCGGCCUCUAAUAUCCAUGAUAUAAGCGAGAAUACGAACAAGAAGUUAGUCCUUUCUGUAGUUGACCCAGUAGAACGAUUGGAUCCGAAGACCGAGACCUCGAGAUUACAAAAAAUGUUCGAAGAAGUGGCAGUUAAAGUCAGAAAAGACCCUGAACUCAAUCCGGAAUUUCAAUUGGGAUUCCUGGAAGGCACGGACAUUGCCAAUUCCGUUGUUAUGGCCAGAUUGGACACUCCAAGUAAGUCCGUAUUUGUAUUUACAAUCGUAUCACAUCUUUAGACCUUUUUGUUCUCAACCUCAGCAGCUACGAGUUCUAUCUUCCCGAUGACAAAUUGAAUGAGAGUACGGUAGACUCGGUCCUCACUUUCCUACGAACCAUCAAGUCCGGGCAUUCUCAGCCAUUAGGAGGUCGAUCUUGGUCUCAGAGGAUCCGUCGGAUGAUAUUCGAAUUGGUAACGAAUGUGUCCGACAUGUUCUACCACCAACCCAUCCUGACGACCUGUCUUUUUGGUGUUCCAAUUGCCUUCUUCUCCAUCAUUACAUAUUCUUUGUGCUCAUCCGACUUCUCCGUGGACCGAGAUGAGAUUUAUCCGGAUGAAGAUGAUCUUGACGAUGAAGAUGACGGGAAAUACCUCAGAAAUAGUGAGAAUACCGACUUCAGUGAACUAGAGGAGGACAGUGACGGGCAUGAGAAGGCGGAAUGA
Molecule: messenger RNA, 2053 nt
Organism: Bursaphelenchus xylophilus (pine wood nematode)
Lineage: Eukaryota; Metazoa; Nematoda; Chromadorea; Rhabditida; Aphelenchoididae
Source: the annotation of a GenBank genome assembly